Messenger RNA from Xylona heveae TC161, 1372 nucleotides. RefSeq names its product proteasome endopeptidase complex, beta subunit. Gene Ontology annotation, cellular component: proteasome core complex. The coding region runs from base 150 to 932 and encodes 260 amino acids. The record is from RefSeq and is a predicted model, not a curated record. NCBI's taxonomy places the organism in Eukaryota, Fungi, Ascomycota, Xylonomycetes, Xylonales, Xylonaceae. The transcript has 3 exons.
AGGUAACAGCAAGAGAGCUUAGCCAACGUCAGCGAUUCUUAGAACCAUUUCUCCGCGAACCCGUCCCCUUUUAUCUUCUUUUCACUGCGAUUCGAUUUUUUUCUUAGUCCUCCGGCUAUUUCCAUAAUUCUCUCAAUUUCCUCUACAUCAUGAACCACUUCCCUCAGGCCUGGGGCCGUCCCCGAGAUGAUGUUUACGGCGCCUACAAUCAUUCAUACCUCCAGAUGACCGGACCGAAGCAGCACACCCAGUCGCCGAUAGUAACAGGAACAUCAGUACUCGCAAUCAAAUUCAAGGACGGUGUGGUCAUUGCCGCAGAUAACUUGGCAUCAUAUGGCUCCCUCGCUCGCUUCACCGACGUCAAGCGUCUGCGAACUUUCAACGACACCACGGUCGUCGGCUUCGGCGGCGACGUCUCGGACAUGCAGUAUCUCGACCGCCUGCUUAACUCGCUCGACAUUGAGGAGAACUAUUAUCCGGAGGGCCACCGCCUCAACGCGCAGAACCUGCACACGUAUCUCACCAAAGUCAUGUAUAAGCGCCGUUCUGAUUUCAAUCCGCUGUGGAACGCGAUCCUAGUUGCCGGUCUCGAUGGCGAAGAGAAGCCGUUCCUGGCUUAUGUCGACCUUUUGGGAACAAGAUACUCGUCCCCUUCGCUUGCGACUGGAUUCGGUGCCCACUUGGCUCAGCCUGUCCUGCGAGAGUACGUGCCGGAUGAAAAGGCAGCAGAGAACUUGACGCAAGAGACGGCAGUGGAGGCGAUCAAGAAGUGCAUGAAGGUUCUCUUCUACCGGGACGCCCGCAGUUUGGACAAGUACUCGAUAGCUGUGAUCACAAAGGAAGGUGUUGACCUCAAGGAGGAUGAGAAGCUCGAGAACCAGAGCUGGGCGUUUGCUGACCGUAUUCGUGGCUAUGGUGCGCAGGUAGUCUAAGUUCUUGGUCUCUUUUAUUCUAUUAAAGUUGUUUACAUUUGAUGGGCCGGUUACGGUAGAUUCUUAAACUAGGGAAGCUUUUUCCCUUGGCGGAGCUCUUCAGAGCUCACUCCUAUUGCAUGAUGCUUCAAAUUUUUCUCCUAUCGGCUGUUCAUUUUCAUUUCACCUUAUGAAAUAUCAAUUUACAUUUCCUUUCAGAUUGAAGAUCAUUUCAGUACAGUUGCAUGACAUGGCUAUUGUAGACUGCCUCGUAAUGCCCCCAUGUUCUGGUUGAUUGGACAUGUAGCAUAGGGUUUGAGAAAAGGAACAUCCAUUUGGGCGUUCAAGCUCCUAAAACAAGGGCCCUCUGCCAAAGCAUUUGCGGACAAGGUGUUAAGAACAGUAACCGGUUUCUUGAUAUUCAAAUUGUCGUCAUUUGCAGUUUCAGUUUAAUAGGCCAC